Scomber scombrus (Atlantic mackerel) is the source of this 939-nucleotide messenger RNA. Its product is annotated as trace amine-associated receptor 1-like. Gene Ontology annotation, molecular function: trace-amine receptor activity. Lineage: Eukaryota; Metazoa; Chordata; Actinopteri; Scombriformes; Scombridae. Gene Ontology annotation, cellular component: membrane. The transcript has 3 exons. The coding region runs from base 1 to 939 and encodes 312 amino acids. Gene Ontology annotation, biological process: G protein-coupled receptor signaling pathway. The record is from RefSeq and is a predicted model, not a curated record.
AUGGAACCAGAAAUCAACAGGACUGACAUUGUGACUGACAUACAUCCUUGUUAUGAAAUUGAUAAUUUCAACUACAUACUGACAAAUACCCCCUCCUUUAUAUGUGUAUUGUUAUAUAUUUUUCUUGUAUUAUUGUCUGUUAUCACAAUAUGUGGAAACCUUCUUGUAAUAAUCUCCAUCCUUUACUUCAGACAGCUCCACACUCCUACUAAUUACCUCAUCCUCUCUCUGGCUGUGGCAGACGUGUUUGUAGGAGUUUUAGUCUUUCCUUUGAGCAUGGCAUUCUCUCUUAGCUCGUGUCUGUAUCAUGAGGAUUUAUUUUACAGAUAUCAUGCAGUGUGUCAGCCUCUGUCUUACAGGACUAAGAUAAAUCAUAAUGUUGUUGUAAUCAUGAUCUUGGUGAGCUGGGGCAUUUCUGCUCUAAUUGGAAUUGGUGUCAUAAUUGCAGGGUUAAACAGUGAAAAAUGUGAGGAAAGGUGUUUAAUUGAUGUUCUCAUGGCAAACACUAUUGGACCUAUUUUAUCUUUUUAUCUCCCUGUGAUCAUAAUGCUCUGUAUCUACUUGAAGAUUUUCAUUGUUGCACAGAGACAGGCACGCAGCAUCCAGAGCACAAAGUCUGCAGUCACAGUCAGUAAGAUGGAGAGAAAGGCCACCAAAACUCUGGCUAUCGUGAUGGGAAUUUUUUUGAUGUGUUGGUUUCCUUUCUUUAUUUGUAUCACCUUUCUGCCUUUUAGUAAUGAUUCAGUACCCGUGCCCGUUAUAGAAACACUUAACUGGCUUACACUGGCUAAUUCAAUGCUCAAUCCUUUCAUUUAUGCUUUCUUUUACAGCUGGUUCAGAUCAGCUUUCAGGAUGAUCAUUUCUGGAAAAAUAUUCCAAGACUUCUACAGCCGGCAUGGUCCCAGCGAACAUACCGAUGGAGCUCCGAAGGCAGUCUAA